Messenger RNA from Mercenaria mercenaria, 2680 nucleotides. RefSeq names its product organic cation/carnitine transporter 2-like. Gene Ontology annotation, biological process: transmembrane transport. The record is from RefSeq and is a predicted model, not a curated record. Gene Ontology annotation, cellular component: membrane. The transcript has 8 exons. The coding region runs from base 524 to 1990 and encodes 488 amino acids. Gene Ontology annotation, molecular function: transmembrane transporter activity. Lineage: Eukaryota; Metazoa; Mollusca; Bivalvia; Venerida; Veneridae.
AGAAAAAAGAAAAUCAUAUGACCUAUCUACUCUAAAAUUUUUAUAGCGUGUUAUCGGAAACAAAAAACUUUUAGGCCUAAUUAUGUGUAGUCAUACACUCUAUAUAAAACGUUAUUUUAUCAGUGUCUAACAUCAUGGGGUAUAAGAUGACUGAGACCGUUUAAAACUUGUAAAAAAAUAAAUACUUUAGAGACUUCGAUGCGUGGCUCUGUGGCUGUGUUUGGGAUGCUUUUUGUUUCCGAGAAAUCCACCCUUACCUAGUAUUAUCUUUCGAAUCUAGGACAAUAAUAUGGAAAUCAGAAUAUGAUUCAGCUUGAAGAUUUGAUACAAGCGGCUGGCGGAUGUGGAAGGUAUCAAAUUAUUUUGGCGCUUAUUGUCCACUCAAUGAAAUGUGUCGUCUGCUUUAGCACAUUGUUUAUGGUUUAUGGUGCUGUUACACCGGAUUGGUGGUGUGUUGAUGAUAUUGGUGGAUUAGCUAACUAUACAUCUGAAGAGAUAACUUCAAAGGCUUGUAGCCUAAGAAAUGGAACCGCGCGAUGUACUCAUUUCAAAUUUGAAGACACUGCUCAUACAGUUGUUACCAAGGAAUCUUUUGUGUGACAAUGACUGGGUUCCAUCAACUAUUACCUCUCUUCAAAUGGCAGGAGUAUUUGUGGGCAAUGUAGCAUGCGGGCACGUAGCUGAUCUUGUAGGAAGAAAACCACCUUUUUUCUUGGCGUUUCUGACACUUAUCAUAUCAAACAUAAUUGCUGCCUUCUCAACGUCACGGAUAAUGUUUGCCGUUAUACGCUUCUUCAUUGGACUUGAGAUGGGAUUUCAAUUGACUGUGCAGUAUAAUAUUGUGUCUGAAUUUACUCUUGCGAAAUGGCGAACUUGGGUCGUUGCGGUGCCGUCCUGGGCUAUAGAAGUUACCCUAUUUGCUUUAGUAUCUUGGCUUGUCAACGACUGGCAGCAUCUUCAUUUCGUGACCGAGGCGAUAGGUGUGCCUUUUCUUGCGGCUUAUUGGUUCGUCCCAGAAAGUUUCAGAUGGUAUGUUGGACAUGAUCGCAUUAGAAAUGCCGAAAACGUGAUCAAAAGUGUGGCAAAAGUGAAUGGGAAACCACCUCCAGACUUGUCUACAAUUAGCCAAAUGGACCCGUCUAUUACGCCACAACAGAAAGACAGGAAGUAUUCUUUGUUUGAUGUCCUGAAAAACAAGGACUUGCGAAAAUAUACUUUUCUGCUAGCGUUUGUUUGGUAUGAUUUACUCUACUGUUUGGGUAAGGUAACAGUGAUUACACUGGGUUUGGCUGUGUACGGGAUACAGUUCGGUGUGUCAGCCCUCUCUGGAAAUAUUUAUAUAAAUAUGUUCGUCAUUGGAUUGAUUGGUAGCCCUGUCCAGCUUAUCAAUAUUCCACUUCAAAACAGAUUAGUCCGAAAGAAAACAGCGAUACUGUUCUUCGUAAUAUGUGCUGUAUUUGCUAUUGUCGUAGCUGUUACACAGUAUUUCACAGGAAAAGACUGUGCCACCUACGUAAAGAGGUUCUCCGGCUUCCGCCUUGCAAUUAGUUACCUAAAGCGUUUUUACAUUGUCGUAUGUUUCAAGACAAAAGUCCGCGACCAACUUUCCAAUGUUGCCGCUAUAGUGUCUCUCACGGCUAUAAAUGCUUGCUGGUCACCCAUACAGACAUUGACCAUUGAGAUAUAUCCGACAGUUGUAAGAAAUAUUGGAUACGGAUUACAAAAUACCAUGGCUAGAGUUGGUGCCAUCAUUGGACCUCAGCUUGUUUUUCUGGACACGAAGGUGGCCGGGAUGAUGUACUGGAUAUGUGGCGUUACUGCUGUGAUCUCAAUCUUUGUCCUUUUGCCAAUACCAGAAACACGUGGGGUUGAUCUAACGGACAAACUAAGCAAGACUGACCGAGUGAAAAGUGGGGAAGCUGCAAUGGGCAAAACUGUCGAAACGGAAGAAAUUUGUAAAGAACCAUUCUCUAUUUCUACAAAGCUCUGAAACAUACCGUAGUUUCGUCAUGUAUAUUUAAGUAUAGGUAUAUAUGUAUAUGUAUAGGUACUGUUUUAAUGAGUACAAAUAAAUCUGAUUCCGAUGUUGUUAAGGUUCAUAUGCAACAAAACUGGUUUUAUAUCUAUAAACAAACGGGACAUUUGAUUUUGCCCGUCCAGCCAGUUAACACCAUCAAAUACAAAUAUAAAUCAAAAGAUCAUAUGUUUGAUUCCCGGAUGAGGAGACUCUUCUACAAUUUGUCCUCUGUUUGUAUUCAAUGUGUUGAAAAAGAAGUCAUGUUGAUAUCGAGUCAGGACUGGAAAAGAAUCCAGGGACCUUGGCUGGAUUAAAUGAUAAUUGCUACAUCACUAAUAUAAUGUUGAAAUGCCGCGUUAAAUAAAACAAAGUGGGCACUGUUGGCUAAUACGUAAGAUUCUUCUUUUCUGGCAGCAAGUUCUUAUUCAUUUGAUAUUGUGUGUUCGUAAGGCUGCAGCAAUUCCGGACCAUUACUGAUUCUAAUCUGUGCCGACAGUUGUAAAAAUACCAGCAUACAUCUUUCAGUGAAUAAAACUUAAUUGAUAAACUAUACAACAAACAUUCUUGAAAGGAGUAUUCUGGCAAAUAUUAUUUCUUUAAUUUAAUUGUAUGUACUGUAGACAUUAUUAUGACGACAUUCUUUUAAUCUUUAAUUGCGGUCGA